Messenger RNA from Musa acuminata AAA Group (dessert banana), 906 nucleotides. Its product is annotated as LOB domain-containing protein 27-like. NCBI's taxonomy places the organism in Eukaryota, Viridiplantae, Streptophyta, Magnoliopsida, Zingiberales, Musaceae. Bases 68 to 769 code for a protein of 233 amino acids. The record is from RefSeq and is a predicted model, not a curated record. The transcript has 2 exons.
GAUUGCCUCGUUCAAGUAGCAACAGCACCACUUGCGGUGGCGGCGGCGGAAGAAGGAGACGGAGGAGAUGACGGUGAAGGGGGGGACGAACCAAUCAUGCGCGGCAUGCAAGUACCAGCGGCGGAGAUGUGCGGCGGAUUGCCCACUCGCCGCCUACUUCCCGGCCGACCAGCCGAAGCAGUUCCUGAACUGCCACCGCCUGUUCGGCGUCAGCAACAUCCUCAAGAUCAUUAACCGCCUCGACCCGCCGGAGCAGGCCGAGGCCAUGAAGUCCAUCAUCUACGAGGCCAACAUCCGCGACCGCGACCCCGUUCAUGGCUGCCUCGGCCUCAUCCGCUCCCUGCACCUGCAUAUCCACCACUUGGAGCAGGAGCUCGAGGCCACCAACAGUCAGCUCGUGCUCCACCGCCACCACCAGCUCGCCGCCUCCUCCUCCUCCUCCUCCUCUUCUACCAUGAUCGAUGGCGCCGCCAGCUACCUUCUCCUCGACAACGGCAUCUCCAUCGUCGAGAGCUGCAGCAUCGCCGACAACAACGACAUCAACAUGAAGGCGGUGGAACGUUUCUGGGCUCACCAUUCUUCCACCCUGCAUGCCCCGAUGGACGAUGAGAUCUCACCCGACUUCGACGCCAUAGACGAAGACGGAGCCUACGAAUCAAGCUCCGAGUCUCCGCUCAAGGACACGAUGCACUCGGCGAUGGCUCACGUCUCACGGAACGAACUCAAGAGCGCCGCCGCUUGCUUCACUCUCACCAGCGCUGUCAACUGAGGGCCACCUCCGGGGCUUCCAAUUGCUUCACUGUAAUCUUCUUCGCCACCCAUGUCUCAUAUAAUCUCUGCUAAUAAUACCCGGCGAUGUUGGAUUUCCGCAGCACAUAUUAGCAUGGAGUUGAGGUUUGUGAUGAA